This is a messenger RNA of Patella vulgata (common limpet), 1029 nucleotides long. RefSeq names its product dehydrogenase/reductase SDR family member 11. The record is from RefSeq and is a predicted model, not a curated record. Gene Ontology annotation, molecular function: oxidoreductase activity. Bases 101 to 865 code for a protein of 254 amino acids. The transcript is spliced from 8 exons. Lineage: Eukaryota; Metazoa; Mollusca; Gastropoda; Patellidae.
AUAUGUAUUGACCUAUAGGCCUAUAUCUUUUAUCACACUUUGUUGCCAGGUAUUAUCAUUUAGAUAAACCACAGGUACAACUACAAAACAUCAUUAAAAAAUGGAAAGGUGGAUUGGAAGAGUUGCCUUGGUAACUGGUGCAUCAGCUGGAAUUGGUGCUGCCAUAGCAAGGGAUUUAGUCUGUUUUGGAAUGAAGGUUGUUGGUUGUUCAAGAAAUAUUGAGAAUAUUCAGAAGUUAAGUGAUGAGUUAAAGAAUGAGAAAGGAUCAUUAACUGCUAUAAGAUGUGAUUUAAGUAAAGAAGAAGAUAUUAUAAAUAUGUUUAAAACUAUUACAAGUAAUGAAAGUCUUGGUGGUGUAGAUGUCUGUAUAAAUAAUGCUGGUCUCGCUCAUAAUGCACCAAUUUUAUCGGGCAAAACUCAAGAAUGGAGAGAAAUGCUUGAUGUGAAUGUGAUGGCAGUAACUAUUUGUACAAGAGAAGCGUUUCAGUCAAUGAAAGAAAGAAAUGUAGAUGAUGGUCAUAUUAUAUUUAUAAGCAGUAUGUCUGGUCAUCGUAUUCCACCUAACACUGCAACACAUUUUUAUUCAGCAACUAAAUAUGCUGUAAUAGCAUUAAUGGAAUCGACAAGACGUGAACUUAGAGAACUCAAAUCACACAUUAGAGUAACAGGAGUUAGUCCUGGUUUGGUAGAAACUGAGUUUGUCUACAGGAUGAAUAAAGAUGAAGAGAAAGCUAAAGCUCUGUAUUCUAGCAUCCUGUGUUUGAAAGGAAAAGAUAUAUCGAAUGCUGUUGUUUACGCAUUACAAGCACCAUCACAUGUUGAGAUAAAUGAUGUCCUUAUAAGACCAACAGAACAAACAUAUUGAUUUAAAGAAAAAACCCAAGGUGGUCUAUGGGCCAGUCAUUGCCCAGCUGGAAAAAAAAUAUCUAAGAAAAUUACUUGCUAGUCAUUAGUCAAUUCACAUGUCAAUAUAUAAAACUUAAUUACACUUUAAUUAAACUACUUUAAAAAGUCACAGUAAAUCUAAAA